GCUGUUGCUCCAUCUUGGUCUGCAUUUUGGUCCAAGUCCCUUUCGGAGAGUGACGGGUUCCCCUCCACACUGAGGACACCCCGUUUCUUGCCAAGACCCCGAGACCCCGCUUCUGCCUGCGUAGCGCGAAGGAAGUGUGUGUUCAGUCCACAACCUUAUCUCAGACUCAUAACCACUCUCUGUUGCUCCAUUGAACCAAAUAUGUAUUAAGCGCCGAAUGUAUGCUGGGCACUAUUCAAGAUGUGGGGCAGAGGACACCCUAUGGGAACCCGAGGGGGAAGUGUUUCAGGCAGAGGGCACGGCCCAUGUGGAGGCCCUGAGGCAGAUCCACGCCAAGUGUGCUGGAGGCCUGGCGAGGAGGCCUGUGUGGCUGGGAUGAAGUGAGAGGAGGAACCUGGGAGAGACAGCGUGGGGAGGAAGCUGGAUGUCACGGAACACGGUGCAGAGUACGAGAGGAAACUGAGGCACAAAGAUGGUGAUCAGCUGGGGCAUCCUGGCACAGCAGGGAUCUGAACUACACCCACCUCAUGGCUGGAACUGGAGGCCAGACGACACGCGGGCAGUCCCUUGGGGGCCCAGGAAGGGAGUCCAGCUGGCCCGUGAGUCACUCAGCCUGGUGUAAGUCAUGGGCAGGGAACAGGGGAAAGGUGCUGGGCCCGGGGCCCACGCUGGGCUGGGUAGGUGGUCACGUGACCACCCAGGCCGCCUGCCCCGGGCCCAUUGGCUGCCUGCCCCUGCCGGCUGGGCCUGCGCCUGCCCCGGACCCUAUAAGGCCAGGGAGCUGAGGGUAGAGCCAGCUGCCAGCCUGGCCGGUCCGUCCUCUGUGGGACCCUGAGGAGUCCAGCUUCUCACGCUCUCACUAUGUCUGCUCCAGAUGAAGGGAGCCGGGAUCCCCCCAAACCCAAGGGCAAGACCCUGGGCAGCUUCUUUGGGUCCCUGCCUGGCUUCAGCUCUGCCCGGAACCUGGUGGCCAACGCGCACAGCUCAGUGAGAGCCCGGUCAGCCGCCGACACCCUGGGAGCUCCUACUGCCGAGGCUGCCCGACCACAGGCUGAGGUAGCUGCCCACCCAGAGCAGACGGCUCAAUGGACAGAGGAGCUGCAGCCUUCGGGAAAGCAGAUGGUGUCCGGGGCCAAAGACCUGGUGUGUUCCAAGAUGUCCAGGGCCAAGGACGCUGUCUCCUCCGGGGUGGCCAGUGUGGUGGGCGCAGCUAAGGGAGUGGUCCAGGGAGGGCUGGAUACCACCCGGUCUGCACUCACGGGCACCAAGGAGGCGGUGUCCAGCGGGGUCACGGGGGCUGUGGAUGGGGCUAAGGGCGCCAUCCAUGGGGGCCUGGACACCUCGAAGGCUGUUCUCACUGGCACCAAGGACACAGUGUCUGCCGGGCUCACGGGGGCAGUGAACAUGGCCAAAGGGACUGUCCAGAUCGGGGUGGACACCUCCAAGACUGUGCUAACGGGUACCAAGGACACCGUCUGCAGUGCGGUGACCGGUGCUGUGAAUGUGGCGAAAGGGACUGUCCAAGGGGGCCUGGACACGACAAAAUCUGCCCUGACUGGCACUAAAGACGCUGUGUCCACCGGAGUCACGGGGGCAGUGAACUUGGCCAAAGGAACCAUCCAGACUGGCGUGGAUACCAGUAAGGCUGUGCUGACCGGCACCAAGGACACCGUCUGUAGUGGGGUGACUGGUGCCAUGAACACUGCCAAAGGGGCCGUCCAGACAGGUGUGGACACCACCAAGACCGUCCUCACUGGUACCAAGGACACCGUCUGCAGUGGGGUGACUGGUGCCGUGAACGUGGCCAAGGGGGCCAUCCAGGGGGGCCUGGACACCACCAAGUCUGUGGUCAUGGGUACGAAAGACACAGUGUCCACCGGGCUUACGGGGGCGGCGAAUGUGGCCAAGGGGGCCGUGCAAACUGGACUCAACACAACCCAAAAUAUCGCAGCAGGUACCAAGGACACUGUCUGUAGCGGGGUAAGAGGUGCCAUGAACUUGGCCAAAGGAACCGUCCAGACAGGCGUGGACACCACCAAGACCGUCCUAACCGGUACCAAGGACACCGUCUGCAGUGGGGUGACCGGUGCCAUGAACGUGGCCAAGGGAGCUGUGCAAACUGGGCUGAAAACGACCCAAAAUACCGUGACAGGCACAAAGAACACCGUUGGCAGUGGAGUGACCGGUGCCGUGAAUGUGGCCAAGGGGGCCGUCCAGACGGGUGUAGACACAGCCAAGACCGUGCUGACCGGCACCAAGGACACAGUGACUACUGGCCUCAUGGGGGCGGUGAAUGUCGCCAAAGGGACUGUCCAGACCGGCGUGGACACCUCCAAGACCGUGCUGACCGGCACCAAAGAUGCUGUGUCCACUGGACUCACAGGGGCCGUGAAUAUGGCCAAAGGAACCAUCCAGACCGGCAUAGACACCACCAAGACUGUCCUAACCGGUACCAAGGACACCGUCUGCAGUGGGGUGACUGGUGCCAUGAAAGUGGCCAAGGGAGCUGUCGAGGGGGGCCUGGACACCACCAAGUCUGUGGUCAUGGGUACAAAAGACACAGUGUCCACUGGGCUCAUGGGGACAGCAAAUGUGGCCAAGGGGGCCGUCCAGACAGGUGUAGACACAGCCAAGACCGUGCUGACCGGCACCAAGGACACAGUGACUACUGGGCUCAUCGGGGCGGUGAAUGUCGCCAAAGGGACUGUGCAGACUGGCAUGGACACCUCCAAGACCGUCCUAACGGGUACCAAGGACACCGUCUGCAGUGGGGUGACAGGUGCCGUGAAUGUGGCCAAGGGGGCCGUCCAUGGGGGCCUGGACACUACAAAGUCUGUCCUGACUGGUACUAAAGACGCUGUGUCCACGGGAGUCACCGGGGCAAUGAACUUGGCCAAAGGGACCAUCCAGACCGGCGUGGACACGAGUAAGGCUGUGCUGACAGGUACCAAAGAGGCUGUUUGCACUGGGGUGACGGGUGUCGUGAAUGUGGCCAAAGGGGCCGUCCAGACGGGUGUGGACACCACCAAGACCGUCCUAACUGGUACCAAGGACACCGUCUGCAGUGGGGUGACCGGUGCCAUGAAUGUGGCCAAAGGGGCUGUGCAAACUGGACUGAAAACGACCCAAAAUAUCGCGACAGGUACAAAGAACACCGUUGGCAGUGGAGUGACCAGUGCUGUGAACAUGGCCAAGGGGGCCAUUCAGGGGGGCCUGGACACCACCAAGUCUGUGGCCAUGGGUACGAAAGACACAGUGUCCACUGGGCUCACGGGAGCAGCAAAUGUGGCCAAGGGGGCCGUCCAGACGGGUGUAGACACAGCCAAGACUCUGCUGACUGGCACCAAGGACACAGUGACUACUGGGCUCAUGGGGGCAGUGAAUGUCGCCAAAGGGACCGCCCAGACCGGCAUGGACACCUCCAAGACUGUGCUGACCGGUACCAAGGACACCGUCUGCAGUGGGGUGACCAGUGCCAUGAACUUGGCCAAAGGAACCAUCCAUACUGGCAUGGACACCACCAAGACCGUCCUCACUGGUACCAAGGACACCGUCUGCAGUGGGGUGACCGGUGCCGUGAACGUGGCCAAGGGGGCCAUCCAGGGGGGCCUGGACACCACCAAGUCUGUGGUCAUGGGUACGAAAGACACAGUGUCCACUGGGCUCACGGGGGCGGCGAACGUGGCCAAGGGGGCCGUGCAAACUGGACUCAACACAACCCAAAAUAUCGCAGCAGGUACCAAGGACACUGUCUGUAGCGGGGUAAGAGAUGCCAUGAACUUGGCCAAAGGAACCGUCCAGACAGGCGUGGACACCACCAAGACCGUCCUAACCGGUACCAAGGACACCGUCUGCAGUGGGGUGACUGGUGCCGUGAACGUGGCCAAGGGAGCUGUGCAAACCGGCCUGAAAACGACCCAAAAUAUUGCGACAGGUACAAAGAACACCGUUGGCAGUGGAGUGACCGGUGCCGUGAAUGUGGCCAAGGGGGCCGUCCAGACGGGUGUAGACACAGCCAAGACCGUGCUGACCGGCACCAAGGACACUGUGACUACUGGCCUCAUGGGGGCGGUGAAUGUCGCCAAAGGGACUGUCCAGACCGGCGUGGACACCUCCAAGACCGUGCUGACCGGCACCAAAGAUGCUGUGUCCACUGGACUCACAGGGGCCGUGAAUAUGGCCAAAGGAACCAUCCAGACCGGCAUGGACACCACCAAGACUGUCCUAACCGGUACCAAGGACACCGUCUGCAGUGGGGUGACUGGUGCCACCAGUGUGGCCAAAGGGGCCAUCCAGGGGGGCCUCGACACAACAAAGUCUGUCCUGAUUGGCACUAAAGACGCUGUGUCCACUGGGCUCACAGGGGCAGUGAACUUGGCCAAAGGGACUGUCCAGACUGGUGUGGACACCUCCAAGACUGUGCUCACGGAUACCAAGGACACCAUCUGCACUGGGGUCACCGGUGCCAUGAGCAUGGCCAAAGGGGCCAUCCAGGGGGGCCUGGACACCACCAAGACGGUGCUGACCGGAACCAAAGACGCAGUGUCUGCUGGGCUCAUGGGGUCGGGGAACGUGGUGACAGGGGCCAUCCACACUGGCCUCAACACCUUCCAGAACUGGCUACCUAGUACCCAGGCCACCUCCUGGGGUGGACUCACCAGUGCCAGGACCACGGACGGGGGUGGGGAGCAGACUGCCCUGAGCCCCAGAGAGGCCCAGUUCUCUGGUGUCUCCAGGCCCCCAGAUGUGCUCACAGUAGGCCCGGAGCCUGCCUGGGAAGCCACAGCCACUGCCAAGGGCCUUGCACCUGAUGUGGCCACAUUCACCCAAGGGGCCACCUCAGGUGAGGAGGACACGGGGCCCUUGGCCACCACACCCGGCCCUGAAGAAGCUCGGCGCUUGGCAAUGUUGCGAGAUGAGUUGGAGGGGCUAGGUGACAUCUUUUACCCCAUGAAUGUGGACGAGCAAGCUCAGCUGGCUGCCUCCCAGCCCGGGCCAAAGGUGCUGUCAGCCGAACAGGGGAGCUACUUCGUUCGCUUGGGUGACCUGGCUCCCAGCUUCCGCCAGCGGGCAUUUGAACACGCAGUGAGCCAUCUGCAGCAUGGCCAGUUCCAAGCCAGGGACGCUCUGGCCCAGCUCCGUGACUGCUUCAAGCUGAUUCAAAAGGCCCAGCCGCCUACGGAAGGGCAGCCGUGUCUGGACCAGGGCUCCGGUGCCAGCGUGGAGGACGCUGCUGUCCAGAAGGAGCAGGAUGCUGGGGCUCUGUCCAGGGUCUGUGGCCUCCUCCGGCAGCUGCACCGGGCUUACAGCGGCCUGGCCUCCAGCCUCCAGGGCCUGCCUGCCGAGCUCCAGCAGCCAGUGGGGCGGGCGCGGCACAGCCUCUGCCAGCUCUACAGCGUGGUGGCCUCGGCAGGCUCUCUAAAGGAGCUGCACGCAGAGCGCCUGGGACAGAGCCUCGAGGACAUGCAGAAGGCGUGGGAGGGGCUGGAGCAGCUACUGGAGAGCGUGCAGCACAAUCCCCGGCUCAGCUGGCUGGUGGGGCCCUUCGCCCUGCCCCCUGGGGGGCAGCAGUUGUAAGACCCUGCAGGACCCAGCUCAGGACCACCCGGCUCUGCCUAGGGAGGAGCCGCCUUAGAACCUUCUCCCCAGCCCCAAACCCCGAUCGGUUCCCUAAAGCCCUAGACCAGGCGUCCCCAAACUUUUUACACAGGGGGCCAGUUCACUAUCCCU
Messenger RNA from Saimiri boliviensis boliviensis (Bolivian squirrel monkey), 5730 nucleotides. RefSeq names its product perilipin 4 (gene PLIN4). Gene Ontology annotation, cellular component: plasma membrane. The record is from RefSeq and is a predicted model, not a curated record. NCBI's taxonomy places the organism in Eukaryota, Metazoa, Chordata, Mammalia, Primates, Cebidae.